This is a messenger RNA of Cadophora gregata, 589 nucleotides long. RefSeq lists its product as uncharacterized. NCBI's taxonomy places the organism in Eukaryota, Fungi, Ascomycota, Leotiomycetes, Helotiales, Ploettnerulaceae. The record is from RefSeq and is a predicted model, not a curated record. The transcript is spliced from 2 exons. Bases 47 to 328 code for a protein of 93 amino acids.
CCUCGAUUCAAACCACCAAGCGCAAAUACAACAACCUGUAGCAACUAUGCACACCCACGCCAUCUCAAAGGUUUCCGGUCUCCUCCUCACCUACCUCACCUUCUCCAGCUUCAUCGAAGCUUUGGUAAUCCGCGAUACUGCUGCCGAGCUCUCCGCUGAUGGCGUCUCUGCCAUUUCUAUCAGCAAUGCUGGACAGGUCGACUGUGGCCCAGUUGGUGAAUACACUUGUUCUGCGUCCAACACCACCAUCGCCAGUAACAUCCUUUCCCCAAGUCAUCUCCUUCUACGCAUUGCCACCACCAGGAUGCGAAAUAUUAACAGAGGUUAAUCAUGCUAAUAAGUUAAUAACAAUGCUCUAGGUCCUCUGCGAUGGCAGUCAUCACGCUGUCAAUGUGGCCUACUGUGGUUCAAAUCAGCGUUGCAAAUACAUUGGAACCGUUCCCUACUGCCUUUGAGUACGGUUUCGUCUCAUGGAACCUUUAUCAUGGUCAAUUGACCGUCAAUCUUGAGGAUUGAGGAUGAUGACAAGGGUCAAGUUCACUUCAGUAUGGGUUUCGUGUCGUUGAUUGUUGAAUGAUGGUCGUGCGUG